UAUUCGGUGGAGUGGCGAUAAAAAUAAACACUUCUGGUCAGUUUAGAUUGUUGAACCGACCAACGGAAUACAAAAAAAGGCGAUCAAUCUCCGCCCCGCCGGCGAAUUUUCCGGCACUCCUCCGAUCAAUUCAAGGUAAUAAGUGUAAACCUAGCGAACAGAAUGAGUCAGGUGUUCGAAGGAUACGAACGGCAAUACUGUGAGCUUUCUGCUAAUUUAUCGAAGAAGUGCACCUCAGCUACUCUCCUGGAUGGAGAGCAAAAGAAGCAGAAAAUUUCCGAAGUAAAAAAUGGAAUGGAAGAUGCGGAGGCAUUGAUCCGCAAAAUGGAUCUUGAGGCUAGGAGUUUACCACCAAAUGCAAAAGCCAUGCUUCUUGCAAAGUUAAGAGAAUAUAAAAGUGAUUUGAACAAUUUGAAAACUGAAGUGAAAAGAAUUACAUCAGAUAAUGCUAACCAAGCCUCAAGGGAUGAGUUGUUGGAAUCUGGGAUGGCAGAUGCUAAGAUGGUAUCUGCUGAUCAAAGGCAAAGGUUGAUGAUGUCAACUGAGAGAUUAAACCAGUCCAGUGAUAGAAUCAGAGAAGGCCGUAAAGUUAUGCUGGAAACCGAAGAACUUGGAGUUUCAAUUCUUCAGGAUCUGCACCAACAACGUCAGUCUCUCCUGCAUGCACAUGAUACGCUUCAUGGGGUGGAUGACAAUAUCAGCAGGAGCAAGAAGAUACUGACCACAAUGUCAAGAAGGAUGAACAGGAACAAAUGGAUCAUCGGUUCAAUCAUUGCUGUCCUAGUGGUUGCAAUCAUAUUGAUUAUUUAUUUCAAGCUUAGCCAUUAGUUGAAGUGUCCCAGGCUUUGGAUAUGGCUGAAAUAUGUUGUUUUUUUUUUUUUUUUAAUUUCUGGUUCUCUGGUGUUCUUGUGUGGAAUUUGAAACUGCAUUUCUAUGUUUGCAAUUCUUAUAUAAUGGUAAAAUGCCGCUUUUUGUGUUAUACUUGAA
Ipomoea triloba (trilobed morning glory) is the source of this 987-nucleotide messenger RNA. RefSeq names its product vesicle transport v-SNARE 13-like. Gene Ontology annotation, cellular component: late endosome membrane; Golgi apparatus; endoplasmic reticulum membrane. The record is from RefSeq and is a predicted model, not a curated record. The transcript has 6 exons. Lineage: Eukaryota; Viridiplantae; Streptophyta; Magnoliopsida; Solanales; Convolvulaceae. Gene Ontology annotation, molecular function: SNAP receptor activity; SNARE binding. Bases 163 to 828 code for a protein of 221 amino acids. Gene Ontology annotation, biological process: vesicle-mediated transport; vesicle fusion; intracellular protein transport.